Molecule: messenger RNA, 939 nt
Organism: Glycine soja
Lineage: Eukaryota; Viridiplantae; Streptophyta; Magnoliopsida; Fabales; Fabaceae
Product: lamin-like protein
Exons: 2
Coding region: 180-692 (170 amino acids)
Cellular component (GO): plasma membrane
Molecular function (GO): electron transfer activity
Source: RefSeq, a predicted model, not a curated record
AGGAUGGAGUAGAGCAACAUUAAUACAGCAAGGCAGCACUGUGUUUGGAAAUGUGCAUCUUUUCUUGGGCCCAAAUGCAAUAAUUGUUGUCCUGUUUUCUACCGUUGAGGCUUCUUUCUAUCAGCUAAGCUAAGCAGUCCAAAGGGCACAACACAACAGAGAAAGAAAAGAGUAAGAGUAUGGGAGGCUCAUGGUCAUGGCAGCUCACAUGUGCCCUCUUGCUACUCUUCUCCGCCGUAGUCACCGCCACUGACCACAUUGUGGGUGCGAAUCGUGGCUGGAACCCUGGCUUUAACUACACUCUUUGGGCCAACAACCACACUUUCUAUGUUGGCGAUCUUAUCUCAUUCAGGUACCAAAAGAACCAAUACAAUGUGUUUGAGGUGAACCAAACUGGGUAUGACAACUGCACUACAGAAGGGGCAGUGGGGAAUUGGAGCAGUGGGAAGGAUUUCAUACCCCUUAACAAGGCCAAGAGAUAUUACUUCAUUUGUGGCAAUGGCCAAUGCUUCAGUGGAAUGAAGGUUUCCGUUGUUGUUCAUCCUCUUCCUCCUCCUCCCACCUCUGCAGUUGCUGCUCAACAUUCAUCGCCAAAGUCUGCUUCUCCUGUGCUCUUAAAACGAGGAUUUCGCUCACUGUUGGUGUCUACUGUUUCAGCUUGCUUUGGAAUUGUUUGGAUUUAUCACUUGUAGAGCUUAGUGGCUCAUUUUUUUUCCCCUUGUUGUUUGUAUCUUUCAUGUUUGUUUCGGAUUCUUGCCUUUCAAAAGCUUGCUUGUUGGUGCUGAAUUGUUUCUCCCUGUGGCUGUGUCUAGGUUCCCCUUUAUAAUUCAGCCUAUAAUUGUGUUCCUGAGUCUUGUUAGAUGCAAAACAAAGGAAAUGGGAAUUUUCAGGACUUUUGUACUGAUAUAUUUCUGAGUAAAAUAUGCUUGUAGUCUUAAA